This is a messenger RNA of Symbiodinium sp. CCMP2592, 342 nucleotides long. The record is from the annotation of a GenBank genome assembly. NCBI's taxonomy places the organism in Eukaryota, Dinophyceae, Suessiales, Symbiodiniaceae.
AUGGCGAAAGUUGAGGGCAAGUUUGUGAAGAGGGCCAGGAAGGCCAGGACGCUCCGUGGUUUGGUAGAGCGGGUGUCAGCUUUGGAGGAAAAGCUGCGAAUGACAAAUCGUGUGCUGUGGGAUGUCGUCGAGGAGAAGAAAAAGUUGGAGGAUAAUUUGCGGAUGACAAGUCAGGUGGUCUUCAGCAUGAGCGAGUCCAUGAACUACGGGCUGCCGGCAGGUGAGGCACCAGAUGAUUAUAUCCGGAAAGAUGACGACGACAACAAAAAGAACGAUGACCAGCAGAAGGACGAUGACCAGAAGCACGACGAUGACACCAAAGAUGAUGACAUGCAGACCUGA